AUGAGUCUUCAUAUUGUUCCUAUCCUCGACUCGGGAUCCAAACCGAGGCGACUACGCAGCCCUGAUAACUUGAAUGGAUACAUCAUCAACAACAGAUUCCAACUAUUGAAAAAAAUUGGUGCUGGAACCUAUGGUCUCAUAUACUUGGUGCACGAUCAACAGACUGGUCAUCAGUAUGCGGCUAAGAUGGUUCUUACCACUCCUCCACCCCCCGCCCGUCUGUCGACCACCAACAAUAAAAAAAUGAUAGAAGAUGCUAUCCACAACUAUUUCUACUCGCAUGGUACCGUCAAUCCGCCGCCGGAGUCACCGCAGGACCACGAGCUACUCUGUAAAAGGCCCCAAACACCGCCAUACGAGCAAGAACACUCUUUAUAUUUUCCUCCAAAGCCAGCAGAACCUGGAAUGCAUGUUAGAUCCAACGAGCUCAAUUUGGAGGCCGUCAGACGAGACGGUCAUGCAUGUCCAUUUCUUAGAGAGAUAGCCAUCCACCUACUAGUACAUGAUCAUCCCAAUAUCGUGUCCAUACAUCAUGUCUUGUUAUUAGAGAAAUUUGCCAUAGUGACCCUUAUGGACUACUACCCUCAGGGAGAUCUCUUUGGUCAGAUAAUCGAUGAUCAGAUCUUCCAGUGUCCCCCCAUCCACCAAAAUAAAGAAUUGCUCAUGAAAAAUUGCAUGGUUCAACUCAUACAAGCCAUUACCUUUUGUGCAGAAAAAGGUGUCUAUCACUGCGAUAUGAAGCCUGAAAACGUCAUGGUAACUUAUGAUCCGAGCUACAGGCGGCCUCAAAGACAGGAUAACGGUAGAAACUCUCCUUUGACUGCGCAAGAUAUUGUCGAUUAUUCCGAGCUUCGUGUAAGCCUCAUAGAUUUCGGACUUGCAAUGACUAAUAACUUGAUUUGUUGUAAUGCCUGUCGUGGACUGAGUUUCUACAUGGCGCCCGAAAGAAUUGUCAAUUUCAACACCAAUAGACUAGUCAAAUCGUUGGUAGAUAUGGAUGAAUUUCCUGAUAAUCCACAAGCAACUUCAGAGCUGAACCAAAAGCUUUUUCCGACCCUUGCUGGUGAUAUCUGGUCGCUAGGCGUUCUUUUCAUUAACAUAUCGUGCUCCAGAAACCCUUGGCCAAUUGCCAACAUCAAUGAUAGACAAGAAGUGUUUGCUAAUUAUGUUUUGAACGACCGGCUGGUUCUCCGGACAAUCUUGCCCAUUCUGCAGCAGUUCAAUCACUUGCUCAAUCUAAUUUUCGAGCUCAAUCCCAACCACCGCAUAUCACUUUACGAGUUGCAAGAUCAACUCGUGAAGUGUCAUUUUUUCCAUGAUCCGGUGGAGUACAACGAACAGUUUUGUACUCCACCAGGGGAGCUGAAGUCGCCAGUUACCACCCCAUGUGGUAGCAAAAAACGCAUCAUUCAGAGUAAGGAUCACAGAAAAACACAACCUUAUCCCAUUUUUUACUGA
Molecule: messenger RNA, 1458 nt
Organism: Australozyma saopauloensis
Lineage: Eukaryota; Fungi; Ascomycota; Pichiomycetes; Serinales; Metschnikowiaceae
Gene: SHA3
Product: putative serine/threonine protein kinase
Exons: 1
Coding region: 1-1458 (485 amino acids)
Biological process (GO): signal transduction; protein phosphorylation
Molecular function (GO): ATP binding; protein serine/threonine kinase activity
Source: RefSeq, a predicted model, not a curated record